AUGGCUCGUGUCUAUGCCGACGUCAACCAGAAUAUGCCCCGCGCAUACUGGGACUACGAUUCUGUUAACAUUAGCUGGGGCGUUCUCGAGAACUACGAGGUGGUCAGGAAGAUUGGCAGAGGAAAGUACUCCGAGGUGUUCGAGGGCAUCAACGUGGUUAACUACCAAAAAUGCGUCAUCAAGGUGCUCAAGCCUGUUAAGAAGAAGAAGAUCAAGAGAGAGAUCAAGAUCCUCCAGAACCUGGCAGGCGGCCCCAACAUCGUCGCCUUGCUUGACGUUGUGAGGGACAGCCAGAGUAAGACUCCGUCUCUCAUCUUCGAAUACGUCAACAACACCGAGUUCCGCACUCUGUACCCCAGGUUCAACGACUUUGACGUCCGCUACUACAUCUUCGAGCUCCUUAAGGCCCUCGAUUUCUGUCACAGCAAGGGCAUUAUGCACCGCGAUGUGAAGCCUCAUAACCUUCGCCUUAUCGACUGGGGUCUUGCCGAGUUCUACCAUCCCGGCACCGAGUAUAACGUCAGAGUCGCCUCCCGCUACUUCAAGGGUCCGGAGCUUCUGGUUGAUUUCCAGGAGUACGACUACAGCUUGGACAUGUGGAGUUUGGGAGCCAUGUUCGCGUCCAUGAUCUUCCGCAAGGAGCCCUUCUUCCACGGUCAGAGCAACACGGAUCAACUAGUCAAGAUUGCUAAGGUCCUCGGCACUGACGAGUUGUUCGACUAUCUUGACAAGUAUGAGAUCGAGCUGGACACUCAGUACGACGACGUCCUCGGCCGCUUCCAGAGGAAACCCUGGCACAGCUUCAUCAACGCUGAAAACCAGCGCUUCGUGAGCAACGAGGCUAUUGACUUCUUGGACAAGCUGCUGCGUUACGACCACAACGAACGUCUUACCGCAAAGGAGGCUAUGGCCCACCCUUACUUCGCCCCUGUCCGCGAUGAGGCCACGCGCACGCGCUAUCUGGCCGGCGAGACUAUCAACUAG
Sordaria macrospora k-hell is the source of this 984-nucleotide messenger RNA. NCBI's taxonomy places the organism in Eukaryota, Fungi, Ascomycota, Sordariomycetes, Sordariales, Sordariaceae. The record is from RefSeq and is a predicted model, not a curated record.